AUGGUUCAACCCACGGCCUUUCUUGCACCCAUCAUCCAUUCUCUCUCUAUCUCGGAGCUGGAGAUUCUCCCCUGCGCGCUGCUCGUCGUCAAUGGCGAGGGCAAGAUCACAUCACUGCUCAAAGAUGUUAACCCCAACGAGGCCCGCCAUAUUCUCGACCGCCUAAACUUCCCAGGGAUCAAGAUCAACGUCCUUGGCCCGGGCCGCUUUCUCAUCCCCGGCUUCAUCGACACGCACAACCACGCGCCGCAAUGGGCCCAGCGCGGGCUGGGACAGGGCAUGCACAUCCUCGACUGGUUGGACACCAUCACCUUUCCCAACGAGGCCCGCUUCCAGGACCCGGCCUGCGCUCGCCGCAUCUAUGCCUCCUGCGUCGACGGAUUCCUGCGCCAGGGCGUCACUACGGCGUCCUACUACGGCUCUGUCCACGGCGAGGCGACGCGCAUCCUGGCCGAUAUUUGCUUGGAAAAGGGCCAGCGCGCGCUGGUGGGCAAGUGCAACAUGUCGCGCAACGCGCCGGACUUUUAUCGUGACGCCUCCGUUGAGCAGAGCCUAAGGGUUACCGAGGAGUGCAUCGCCCACAUCCGCUCCGCUGAUCCCGGCGGUCAGCUCGUCCGGCCGGUGCUCACCCCGCGCUUCGCCAUCUCGUGCGACGACGAGCUGCUGCGCGGGCUGGGCCGUAUUGCGGCAAGGGAACCGGAUUUGCCUAUCCAGACGCACUUUAACGAGGCCGAGCAGGAAAUGCAGGCCACGAGGGGGCUGUUUCCGCAGUUUGAUUCUGAGGCGGAUUUAUAUGAGCAUUUUGGCUUGCUGGGUCCGCGGUCUAUUCUGGCUCACUGCUGCUAUGUGACCGAGUAUGAGAUGGAGCGGCUGCGGGCGCUGGGCUGCGGCGUCGCGCACUGUCCCGUGUCAAACAUGACCGUCGGCGGCGGGUUUAUGGCUGCUCCUGUGAGGGAGUUCCUGCGGAGAGGGAUCAAGGUCGGUUUGGGCACGGAUAGUGGCGGGGGGUUCUCGAGUAGCAUCCUUGAUGCUAUGCGCCAGGCGAUGAUUGCCAGCCAUGCGCGCGAGGUUAUGAGUAAAGGACAAGAUAAGGGUCUGAGAAUCGCAGAGGUUUUUUGUCUGGCUACCCUGGGCGGCGCGCAGGUGUGUUCGCUGGAGGACGGGGUUGGAAAUUUCGUUGUUGGCAAGGAUUUCGAUGCCCUGGUGGUCGGCACCCAGGGGGGUGACCAGGGGAUCAUGACCAUGGUGGAGGAGCACGACAGUUUGGAGACGGUGUUUGAAAAGUUUGUUAUGACGGGCGAUGACAGGAAUAUUCUGGAGGUAUAUGUUCAAGGAAGGCUCGUGAAGCCUUCAUGCGAUGAAGGGGCAGUAAAGCAUUGA
Messenger RNA from Canariomyces notabilis, 1380 nucleotides. RefSeq names its product guanine deaminase. Gene Ontology annotation, molecular function: zinc ion binding; guanine deaminase activity. Gene Ontology annotation, biological process: guanine catabolic process. Bases 1 to 1380 code for a protein of 459 amino acids. Gene Ontology annotation, cellular component: cytosol. Lineage: Eukaryota; Fungi; Ascomycota; Sordariomycetes; Sordariales; Chaetomiaceae. The transcript has a single exon. The record is from RefSeq and is a predicted model, not a curated record.